UUUGUUUGACAUUGACAGCCAGACGCCGAUCAAUGAGGUUGAUAUUGUGUCAUUGGCCCAUUGCGUGGGUUUUUAGAAAUAAACAAUAGGAAAAAAUGAUGCAAUUGCGUAAUACCGUCAUACCACUUACCCAAAAACUUUACUCACCUGGACUGAGUCAAAAACGUACAUUUUGGGAAUAUGUGAAUAUGAUGUUUAACAAACCGGACCCUGACCGAAUCAAGUUGGUGGGUCCGGACCGAGCUUGUGCCGAAUGGGUGCUGCGCAACGGCGGGCGAGUCAUGUGGGAGACUGGAAAAAGGCUUGCUGACUACAACUCGUUGCCGGCCGACGACCAGCCAGUACCCAAACUAGUCGAAAUCGAUGGAACUGAUUCUUCAAUUUCACACUACGGAUUUCCUCACUUAACUGGCUGUACAAAAUUAGAAAGAAUCAUCCUUCAUAAUGACCUCUACAUCGAUAACAGAGCAAUGAAGGGUCUGUCACAUGGGAAAACAACUCUGACCCAUGUGCAGCUUUCAAAAUGUGCUGAUGUAACUGAUGAAGGAGUCAAAGAAAUAAAAAUAUUGGACAAAUUGAAAACUUUAGUGUUAUAUGAUUUAGCAAGUGUUAAAAAUUUGGAAGAAUGUAAACAAUAUCUUAAAUCACAGCUUCCUAACUGUAACAUACAAGAUGCUGUAGAAAAUGAAAAAGCUCAAUAAUUAUGUCCAUUUUAACAUAAUACUAUACAGCUACAUAAGGUUCACACAUCUACACUUUCAAGUUUCAACUUAAAAAAAGUAUCCUAGUUUCACACCUUUGCCUACGGCUUCAUUGACACUUUUGUAUCCAUCUCUUUCAAGUAAUUCAGCUAACUCUGUCUUAAUCUUAGUCACAACUGGGGGGCCAAAGUAUAUAAGUGCAGUGUAUAUCUGUACUGCACUUGCACCAGCCAAUAUCUUCUCAUAUGCAUCUUGUCCAGAGAAAAUACCACCAACACCAAUUAUUGGUAUUUUACCUACGACACAACAACAAUAAUUCAAUCACAAUUCAAACACUGUAAAAUGAAAUAGAUGUAAAAAAUAUAAUCUUUACCUUUUGUUAAUUUGUA
Messenger RNA from Pectinophora gossypiella (pink bollworm), 1090 nucleotides. RefSeq names its product ATP synthase subunit s, mitochondrial. The record is from RefSeq and is a predicted model, not a curated record. The transcript is spliced from 4 exons. The coding region runs from base 96 to 701 and encodes 201 amino acids. NCBI's taxonomy places the organism in Eukaryota, Metazoa, Arthropoda, Insecta, Lepidoptera, Gelechiidae.